AUGGACGGCUGGAACGGGGGGGAUGGACAGCUGGAACGGGGGGGAUGGACGACGGCUGGAACGGGGGGGAUGGACAGCUGGAACGGGGGGGAUGGACAGCUGGAACGGGGGGGAUGGACGACGGCUGGAACGGGGGGGAUGGACGACGGCUGGAACGGGGGGGAUGGACGGCUGGAACGGGAGGGAUGGACAGCUGGAACGGGGGGAUGGACGACGGCUGGAACGGGGGGGAUGGACGGCUGGAACGGGGGGGAUGGACGGCUGGAACGGGGGGGACGGACGGCUGGAACGGGGGGGAUGAUGGACGGCAGCUUGAACGGGGGGGAUGGACAGCUGGAACGGGGGGGAUGGACAGCUGGAACGGGGGGGAUGGACGGCAGCUGGAACGGGGGGGAUGGACGGCAGCUGGAACGGGGGGGAUGGACGGCUGGAACGGGGGGGAUGGACGGCUGGAACGGGGGGGAUGGACGGCUGGAACGGGGGGGACGGACGGCUGGAACGGGGGGGACGGACGGCUGGAACGGGGGGGAUGAUGGACAGCAGCUGGAACGGGGGGGAUGGACGGCAGCUGGAACGGGGGGGAUGGACGGCUGGAACGGGGGGGAUGGACGGCUGGAACGGGGGGGAUGGACGGCUGGAACGGGGGGAUGGACGGCUGGAACGGGGGGGAUGGACGGCUGGAACGGGGGGGAUGAUGGACAGCAGCUGGAACGGGGGGGAUGGACGGCGGCUGGAAAGGGAGGGAUGGACGGCUGGAACGGGAGGGAUGAUGGACAGCAGCUGGAACGGGAGGGAUGA
Cinclus cinclus is the source of this 798-nucleotide messenger RNA. RefSeq lists its product as uncharacterized. The transcript has a single exon. Bases 1 to 798 code for a protein of 265 amino acids. The record is from RefSeq and is a predicted model, not a curated record. Lineage: Eukaryota; Metazoa; Chordata; Aves; Passeriformes; Cinclidae.